This is a messenger RNA of Perca flavescens (yellow perch), 592 nucleotides long. Its product is annotated as late histone H2A.2.2. NCBI's taxonomy places the organism in Eukaryota, Metazoa, Chordata, Actinopteri, Perciformes, Percidae. The record is from RefSeq and is a predicted model, not a curated record. Gene Ontology annotation, molecular function: structural constituent of chromatin; DNA binding; protein heterodimerization activity. Bases 111 to 527 code for a protein of 138 amino acids. Gene Ontology annotation, cellular component: nucleosome. The transcript is spliced from 2 exons.
CAGGUGUCAGCAAUCAACAAAUGGCUGCCUGAUUCAUAUAAAAGCAAUGUUCUGUGUUUCAGUUUGUCGUUGCUGUCUCAACAGGAAGGAAGUGCAGAAUACUGACUAAGAUGUCUGGCCGUGGGAAGAAGGCUGUGCCCAAACCAAAGUCUUCAGUGUCCCGGUCUUCCAGAGCAGGGCUCACUUUCCCAGUGGGCCGCAUCCACAGGCUGCUGAAGAAGGGUCAUUAUGCUAACAGAGUUGGCAACGGUGCCGCAGUGUACUUCACAGCUGUCCUUGAGUAUCUCUGCGCUGAAAUCCUGGAGCUGGCGGGAAACGCCAGCAGUGACAACAAGAAGCGCCGCAUCGCUCCUCGCCACAUCUUGUUGGCAGUAAAAAAUGACGAAGAGCUCAACAAACUACUGGCAGGGGUCACGAUCUCAGAGGGUGGUGUUAUCCCAAAUAUCCAGGCAAUCCUUCUCCCCAAGAAGUCAAAGAUGCCCAAGGAUGACCGUUCAGCUGAAGAUGUUCAGUCUCAAGAAUUUUAAUGUAAACUUAUAAAGUGUUUUUGUUAAUGUAAAGGUUUUACAAAUUAAAGUUUUUUUUUAACAUA